UACACCACACAUUUUAUUUUGUUUUCAACGUUCUACACUGCUACAGUCCCCAAGAUAACUGUUAGAUGCUCAAGCAGUAACUGUACUCAAUCAUCAAUCGUUACCUCUCAAUAUUCUAGCUCAAUAUUGAUCAAUACGCGGCUAAAGGAACUCUAUCUUCGAUAAUUAUCACUUUUUUUAUAUAUAAUUUGCAAGAAAGCAUUUUCUUUCUCUGAACAAUAUCCGAUUGGAUAACAGAUGCUUCCUUCUUCUUUGGAGUAUUGCCUCCACUAACCUUCAGCCCUCAGUAAUUUAAUCUUCAGCUAACCUUUCCGACUGCUGCUAAUUUGAUCAUUACAGUCACCAAGUUGGUGGAAUCCGAUCAACUCACAAGCACCUUAUAGAGCUGCCAUGACAGAGCCAGAGUCUUCUGGCUCUAGACCAAAAGGGGCCUACGAUGUAUUUCUGAGUUUUAGAGGAGAAGAUAAUCGCAAGACUUUUACAGAUCAUCUAUAUGCUGCCUUUGUCCAAGCAGGAAUCCACACUUUUCGAGAUCAGAAUGAAAUUCCUAGAGGAGAAGAAAUCUCCAAACAUCUUCACAAGGCAAUUCAAGAAUCAAAGAUAUCUGUAGUGGUCUUCUCAAAAGGAUAUGCUUCUUCUAGAUGGUGUCUUAAUGAACUUGUAGAGAUUCUUGAGAGCAAAAAUAGAAAAACUGAUCAGAUUGUUCUUCCUAUAUUCUAUGACAUUGAUCCUUCAGAAGUGAGAAAACAGACAGGCAGUUUUGCAAAAGCAUUUCAUAGACAUGAAGAGGCUUUUACAGAGAAGGUGAAGGAGUGGAGAAAAGCUCUUGAGGAGGCUGGAAACCUAUCUGGAUGGAAUCUCAAUGAUAUGGAAAAUGGGCACGAAUCAAAAUUUAUCCAAGAGAUUGUCAAGGACGUGUUGAAUAAAUUGGAUCCCAAGUACAUAAAUGUUGCCACUCACCUAGUAGGUAUUGAUCCCCUUGUCCUUGCUAUUAGUGACUUCCUAAGUACUGCAGCAGAUGAGGUUCGCAUUGUGGGCAUACAUGGGAUGCCAGGAAUAGGAAAGACAAGUAUAGCAAAAGUUGUAUUUAACCAAUUCUGCUAUAGAUUCGAAGGAAGUUGUUUCCUUUCGAAUAUCAACGAAACAUCAGAACAAUCUAAUGGUCUGGUUCUUUUACAAGAACAACUUCUUCAUGAUAUUUUAAAACAAAAUACUGUUAACAUCAGUAAUGUUGUUAGAGGAAUGGUUCUGAUCAAAGAACGAAUUUGUCACAAAAGAGUUCUUGUUGUUGUUGAUGAUUUGGCUCAUCAGAACCAAUUAAAUGCUUUGAUGGGAGAGCGAAGUUGGUUUGGUCCCGGAAGUAGAGUAAUAAUCACGACUAAAGAUGAACACUUGCUUCUUAAAGUGGAUCGAACAUAUCGGGUUGAGGAAUUGAAACGAGAUGAGUCCCUUCAACUUUUCAGUUGGCAUGCCUUUGGGGACACCAAGCCAGCAAAAGAUUAUGUUGAGCUUUCGAAUGAUGUGGUUGAUUACUGUGGAGGACUUCCUUUAGCCCUUGAGGUUUUAGGUUCUUGUUUGUCCGGGAAAAACAGAGCUAGAUGGAAAUGUCUAAUUGACAAAUUGAGAAAAAUUCCAAACCGUGAAAUUCAGAAAAAACUUAGAAUAAGUUUUGAUUCACUGGAUGACCAUGAACUGCAAAAUACAUUUCUUGAUAUUGCAUGCUUUUUUAUUGGUAGAAAUAAAGAAUAUGUAGCAAAAGUACUAGAAGCCCGUUGUGGUUACAAUCCAGAAGAUGAUUUGGGAACUCUGAGUGAAAGGUCUCUGAUUAGAGUUGAUGCUUUUGGAAAGAUAAGCAUGCAUGAUCUAUUACGAGACAUGGGAAGGGACAUCAUUCAUAAAGAGUCACCUGGCCACCCUGGAAAACGCAGCCGAAUUUGGCAACGUGAGGAUGCAUGGAAUGUACUCAACAAGCAUAUGGGAACGGAAGUGGUAGAGGGUCUAGCGCUGGAUGCCAGAGCAUCAGAAGAUAAAUCACUUAGCACAGGAUCAUUUACAAAGAUGAGAUUCUUGAAGUUACUCCAAAUCAAUGGAGUACAUCUCACUGGACCUUUCAAACUGCUUUCUGAAGAGUUGAUAUGGAUUUGUUGGCUCGAAUGCCCUUUGAAAUCUUUUCCAUCCGAUUUGAUGUUGGAUAACUUAGUUGUUCUUGAUAUGCAGUAUAGUAAUAUCAAAGAAUUAUGGAAGGAGAAAAAGAUUCUCAACAAGUUGAAAAUUCUUAAUCUCAGUCAUUCAAAGCAUCUUAUUAAAACACCAAAUUUACACAGCUCAAGCCUAGAAAAACUAAUACUUGAAGGUUGCUCGAGUUUAGUUGAGGUGCAUCAAUUUGUUGGACAUUUAAAGAGCCUUGUUUUAUUGAAUCUGAAAGGAUGUUGGAGGAUAAAGAUUCUUCCCGAAAGUAUUUGUGAUUUAAAGUCUCUUGAAAGUUUGAAUAUUUCAGGAUGUUCACAACUUGAAAAGUUACCGGAACGCAUGAGUGAUAUUGAAUCCUUAACUGAGCUUCUAGCCGAUGAAAUUCAGAAUGAGCAAUUUCUCUCUUCAAUUGGACAUUUAAAGCAUGUGAGGAAGUUGUCAUUGCGUGUAUCCAAUUUCAAUCAGGACUCCCUAUCAUCUACAUCUUGUCCUUCACCAAUUUCAACAUGGAUUUCAGCAAGUGUUUUAAGAGUGCAACCUUUCUUGCCAACUUCUUUCAUUGAUUGGAGAUCAGUGAAACGUCUUAAACUUGCUAAUUAUGGUUUGUCUGAAAGCGCAACUACUUGUGUCUAUUUUGGAGGCCUGUCCUCUCUCCAAGAAUUGAAUCUAUCGGGAAACAAAUUCCUCAGUCUGCCUUCUGGCAUCAGCGUCCUUACUAAGCUGCAGCAUUUGAGAGUUCAGAAUUGCAGCAAUCUUGUAUCAAUUUCAGAGCUUCCCUCAAGUUUAGAGAAAUUGUAUGCAGAUUCUUGUAGGUCAAUGAAAAGAGUAUGUCUGCCAAUCCAGUCAAAAACAAAUCCAAUUCUGUCUCUAGAAGGGUGCGGAAACUUAAUAGAGAUUCAGGGCAUGGAAGGUCUAAGUAACCACGGUUGGGUUAUCUUCUCUAGUGGCUGCUGCGACUUGUCAAAUAACAGUAAGAAGAGUUUUGUUGAGGCAUUGCGCAAUGGUGGUUACGGGUAUCAGAUUCACUUCGAUGGUGGUACGAUGCCAAGUUGGUUGAGCUUCCAUGGAGAAGGAUCUUCAUUAUCAUUUCAUGUCCCUCCAGUUUUCCAGGGCUUGGUUCUUUGGUUUUCUUUAGAAAAUGUCAGUAUCAUGGAUGGUGAGCUUAUUAUAAAAAAUAAAAGCAACGGUAUUCAAUUGUUUAAAUCCUUAGAGCUGGCAAGCUUUGUGCUUCGUGGAGGUUGGAUAAGAUACGUAAGUAUAAGUGAGAUGGAAAUGGAAGAACAUGGCGGAGAUGGGGAAUUGGAACUCUCUGUGAAAUUGACCAACACAUAUAAUGCAGUGAAAGAAUGUGGGGUUCAUGUGAUCGCAGAGAUGCCCUCAUUUGAAGAGUUAGAAAUUGGAAGAGAUAGGGUGAUAUCUGCACCAUAUCAUUCCUUUUACGGUUCAAUAUCAUCUUCAACAAUCGAGCAGUGGAAAGAUUUUCUACUUAUGGAGUUCCCCCUAUCGAGAAUGGUCUUGGCGGGAGCUUUGUGCCAUUGCCCAGGUUUCCCAUGUGCUCUGGCCGGCUCUGCAGGAGUGUGAUUCUUGAUCAGCUGUAGAUUGUGUACCGUGCAGGCAUGAUUACAGGAGAGUGAGUGAUUCUUUAGGACAUGGAGUUUGUCUGGAGAUUAUGUACUGUGCUGGCAUGAUUGCAGGAGAGUGAUUCUUGCCUAAAUCUAGCAUAAAUGAUUCAUAUCUGCUGCAUUCCUAGUUAGCGCAUUAUAGUCAGUCCAGCUAGAAAAUAGCACUUCUUCAAAGUUCUGCUUUCCAGUCGCACACAGAUGUAUGGGUUCUUGCAAAUAUGAAAAAUCUGCUUCGAGAUAACUUUAGUAUAAGAACAAGAAAAAAAAAGACGAUGACAAUCUUUAUUUGCAUGUUUAGUAUAGACUGGAUAAAUUACUGGCAGCUGUAUUAUAUAAUCAAGUUCUACCUGAUCAACCUAGAAUCUUAUCUGGGGAAAUUGGAUACAAG
Populus nigra (black poplar) is the source of this 4200-nucleotide messenger RNA. RefSeq names its product disease resistance protein RUN1-like. Gene Ontology annotation, molecular function: ADP binding; protein binding. The record is from RefSeq and is a predicted model, not a curated record. Bases 391 to 3771 code for a protein of 1126 amino acids. NCBI's taxonomy places the organism in Eukaryota, Viridiplantae, Streptophyta, Magnoliopsida, Malpighiales, Salicaceae. The transcript has 7 exons. Gene Ontology annotation, biological process: signal transduction; defense response.